Clunio marinus is the source of this 198-nucleotide messenger RNA. The record is from the annotation of a GenBank genome assembly. Lineage: Eukaryota; Metazoa; Arthropoda; Insecta; Diptera; Chironomidae.
AUGAAGCGUUUAUGGCAGGGAUUUGUAACAGUUCGUUUAUCUUCGAUCUUAUUUAUGAAUCCGAGUGAAGUACUAACUAACGGAAGACAAGAUGGAAUAAGUUUUCGUAGUCACGCAGUGAUUAAACAGAACAUUUUAAUGUCGUUACCAACUGAAUGUUAUGGUAAUGAAUGCAAAGCUUCCCUUGGAAAAGUCUAG